Aricia agestis (brown argus) is the source of this 4217-nucleotide messenger RNA. Its product is annotated as chorion peroxidase-like. NCBI's taxonomy places the organism in Eukaryota, Metazoa, Arthropoda, Insecta, Lepidoptera, Lycaenidae. The transcript is spliced from 11 exons. Gene Ontology annotation, molecular function: heme binding; peroxidase activity. Gene Ontology annotation, biological process: response to oxidative stress. Bases 1 to 3327 code for a protein of 1108 amino acids. The record is from RefSeq and is a predicted model, not a curated record.
AUGGGACAGCCGUUUGCGUUAUGCGAUGUGGCGGACGGCGUGGAGAGUCGCGUGGACGUGCAGUUCCCCGCAGCCAUCCUGCGCCAGACCGCGCUGCUGGACGAGUGCCCGCAGCGGGGGCCGCCCAAGUGCCCGCCCGCUUCGAAGAGAUAUCGCACCCAUGACGGCACUUGCAACAACCUUAACCGGCCACGUUGGGGCUCCACCAUGACGCCAGUCCAGCGGUUCAUCCCCCCAGUCUACUCCGACAGCAUCCAAGCCCCAAGAAGAUCGAUCUUCGGCUCAACCCUACCCUCAGCUCGAGAGAUCAGUGCCGCCAUCCAUGAGAACAAGAACGUUGAGAACUUCGGCAUCACCCAUCUGCUGAUGCAGUGGGGGCAGUUCCUGGAUCACGACGUCACUUCCUCGUCACAGUCCAGAGGGUUCAACGGCUCCGUGCCAAGAUGUUGUAUCGAUGGAGGCAGAGAUUUUGUCCCUAAAGAGUUUAUGCAUCCGGAAUGCUUCCCAAUACCCGUGCCCGCGUCAGAUCCCUUCUACGGGCCCCGUGGCGUGAGAUGCCUGGACUUUGUGAGAUCGUCUCCGGCGCCCAGGGACGACUGUGCGUUGGGAUGGAGGGAGCAGUUCAACCAGGUGUCCGCUUAUAUUGACGGCUCGCCAAUUUACGCCAGCUCAGCGAGGCAGUCUGACAAACUGAGAUUGUUUAGAAACGGUAUGCUGUUAUAUGGUCGGGUGCAAUUCCGUCGUCCAGCAUCACCCCUGGACCAGAAGGAUGAGCUCUGCCGUGGAGGCGCGGUAUCUACCGAAUGCUUUAAGUCAGGAGACGCAAGGGUUAACGAGCAACCAGGACUGGUAGCAGCCCACAUCGUUUGGCUGAGGAUGCAUAAUAGGGUUGCUCAAGAACUAACAAACAUAAAUCCACAUUGGAGCGAUGAGAAAACAUACCAGGAGACAAGAAAAAUUAUCGGCGCCAUGAUACAACAUAUCUCAUACAGAGAAUUCCUACCUAUAAUACUAGGAGCAGACGUGAUGAGGCUAUUCGAGCUGGAGUUGCAAAGGAAGGGAUACUACCGCGGAUACAACCCGAAGAUCAAUGCAAGUCCAGCCAGCUCCUUCGGCUCAGCGGCCUUCCGCUUCGGUCACAGUCUCGUGCAGCCUUCCCUGGUUCGCUUCGACAGAUUUCAUCGGCCAUUGAAAAACAAUGUUACCCUCCACGACGAACUGACUAACCCAUCCAACAUCUGGAGUAUGGGAGCAGUGGACCGCUUAAUGUUUGGAAUGAUCAACCAACCCAUCCAAAAGCGGGAUGAGUAUAUCACUGAGGAGCUGACCAAUCGUCUCUUCCAAACACCCCACUUUGACUUCGGCAUGGACCUCGCUGCUAUUAACAUCCAGAGAGGAAGGGACCAUGGUGUUCCUGCGUAUACGUCCUGGAGAGAGCCAUGUGGACUAUCAGCUAUUACAGACUUCGAUGAUCUGUUCAGAGUUAUGUCGGCACGAGCAGCUAGAAAACUGAAAAAUAUUUAUAGGCACGUGGACGACAUAGACCUGUUCACUGGUGGUAUGGCCGAGCGACCAGUCAUGGGUGGACUAGUCGGGCCAACCUUCGCCUGCAUUAUAGCACAACAGUUCUCUAAUCUUCGUAAAGGAGAUCGUUUCUGGUAUGAGAACGGUGGAUUCGAUUCCUCCUUCACGCCAGCACAACUUCAGCAGAUAAGAAGAGUAUCGUUAGCCCAAGUGCUCUGUCGCACUCUUGACUCUAUUGAGAAUAUUCAACCCUUCGUAUUUCUAUCAGCUGAUGACAAUGAGAAUAGAAGGUUGUCCUGUUCUCAGGGUAUACUGAAUGACUUUGACUUAUCUCCAUGGACAGAUAUAGGUUCUGAUAACAAUGUGCGCAAGGCAUCUGUUGACGAUCCAGACUUGAAACCGAGCCGACCUAGACCGCUCAAACAGACUACUCCCAGACCAAAACUGACAAACAAAAAACCUCUAGUUACUGACUAUAAUAACAAGACCCAAAAACUGACUGACGAACUUAACUUUACUGACUUUAAAGACGACAAGAUUACUACUAAAGAUACAAGAAAUAAAUUAACUGACUUGAGAGAUGACAUUAAUGCUACUAAAGACACUAUGACUAAAGAUGACAAGACAAAUCAGACUGUGCACAAAAUUGACGACAAACUUGACUUUCAGGACAAAGCUUUGAGGUUCAACGACUACGACUCUGACAGACAUUCCCCGACCCCACGUUACAAUGACUAUGACGAUGACGUCCAAAGCGUACAAUCCGUAAUUAUAAACAACUUACCCCACAAAAGACCUUACAGACCAUACUUAGCUGUGACUGAAAACAUUGACAAAUACACUUACCUUAUCAACUAUGUUCCCAGACCGACUCAGUCCUAUCGACAGACAACUCGACGUAGCUAUGACAGGGAUGUGGUUAAAGUGACUUACCAAAACUAUGACGACACUUACAAUAGACCUAACCGACCGUAUUAUAACAGAGGUGACCUAGACAAUGACUUUGAAUCCCGACACGUUGAUUCUGACAAAACUGACAAUACUGACGCAUUUGAAGGUAGAUCCAACGAUGGCUCAGAAAUUGACCAUGACCAAACCAAAACUUUUAAUAUUGACAAAAACAACAUGACUGAAGACAAUACUAAUGUUAACGCGACGACAGAAAGUCUACAUAAACUUAUGACUUUUAGCUACGUAGGAACAUACAAAGGUACAAAUACUGACAAUAGUAAAGAUGACAUGAAAACAAAACAAGAGACUAUAAGCAAAGACUUCUGGACUGUUGAAUCCAAAAAAAUUGAUGAUAGAACAAGUUUAGACAAAAACAAUGAAAAAUUAUCUACAUUUUACAUGUAUGACACAGUGACUCGACCUUACAACCAUCUGAGACCGACUAAACGGGACGAUAUAACGACAGAAAACCACGAUAAAUACUACUACGAAGACAAUAUACUAAGAAAAUAUCCAAACAAAGCUGAUAAUAAAAUAAAUAAGGAAAAACACGAAAACAUAGAGGAGAGAUCUGUUCCUUCUAAAAUACAGGCUGAACUACCGAAGAGAAUUGACAGUCCACCAAGGAAGAAGAAGCCCGCUAGUCAAGCUAAAACUCCCUCCGUUGACUUUCAAAUAAUUCCCAGUGAAAACAGUCCAACUCACUGGGCGGUGUACGAGGAGGAUGCAGACAUCCCAGAGAGUUUACCGUACCUCUUGCCAGCUGUGUCCGACCCCUACGCGUUGAGGGAGGUGCCCAAACCCAUGCGGAUCAGACCCAAGAGCGCCAAGAGAAGACCAGGAAGAGCAUAAUACUUGAAAAGACUUCUCGACUGAAAGACAUUAAUUUCAAUUAUGACGACAUUGACUUACUGAAUGGACGGGACUUUAACUUAUAAUGACUCUAAUUAACUUCUGACCAAUGUAACAGAGAUAUAUACUGACUUAGAUAACUUGACUUAAAAGUACAAAAUGACUUCUGACUGAACCGACUAUGUUUACUUAAUUAAAAACAUUUGACUUUUUCAAUCGCAAUGAUUGUUUGAUCAGACUUGAGUUCGACGUGACACAAGAUUGAGUUUCAUAUUUGACAUGAUAUUACUAGUAUUAUGACGACUUUAAUAAACGUAAUUAUUACUUACAACUAAAAUCCAGUCGCCGGAUAGAACGCAUUUCGUUUUAAGUAAAAAAUAGAUAGCAAUAUUUUCGUGCGCUUGUGGAAAUCCUUUGUAAUGUGGUUCAGUGGAUUGCUCUAUAUCCGGCGUCCGGACUUAUAGUGCCAGAAUGACAGAAAAUAUAAGAAAACAGACAUCAAACAGAUUAACGUUAAAUAUGCUUUCAAAAUAGAACUUUAUUCAUUAAACAAAAACUUACUGGUUUCAUCGCAAGAGCGGCGGCCACGCGCGAAUCGCGAUACGCAGCGAGAUACAGCUCGAAAUUAUAACUUACAAAUUACAAUGAAACGAAUAUCUUCUAGCGUAGUAAGUACAUAAAGUUCAAUUUUGAAUAGUCUAUGAACUAAACGAGGACCUUUUUGACCAAUGACUAACUUUUUGACAACAAUCUACUCAAUUGUUGACUUAAUAAUUGUGACCCCGACUUAUGACGAAAUACUGACUUAAAUAUGACUUGACGAUUGAGUGUUUAAAAAAAUUGAAUUGAAGUCAGAAACUUUAUAGUCGGUAGGUACUGAUUAUAACCUA